This is a messenger RNA of Homarus americanus (American lobster), 5066 nucleotides long. Its product is annotated as myelin regulatory factor-like protein. The record is from RefSeq and is a predicted model, not a curated record. Gene Ontology annotation, molecular function: sequence-specific DNA binding; DNA-binding transcription factor activity. Bases 1059 to 4658 code for a protein of 1199 amino acids. Gene Ontology annotation, biological process: positive regulation of DNA-templated transcription; protein autoprocessing. Gene Ontology annotation, cellular component: endoplasmic reticulum membrane; nucleus. Lineage: Eukaryota; Metazoa; Arthropoda; Malacostraca; Decapoda; Nephropidae. The transcript has 23 exons.
UGUGCGUGUGUCUGUCUGUGCUGAUACAGUAGUAGUAUGGUGAUAGGAUAGACGAAGGUACUGACUGUCUCCAGAGAGUGUUACGUGAUGUUCGCGUUCGUUGCCUGGGCUUGUUGCAAUUUUUCAUUUAAAUUAUUAAAUGAUUAAUUUGUUUCUGGAUCAUAUUUUUACAUAUACCAAAGGUGUAUCAAAUAAUAUAUAACUCACAACCAAAGAAUUGAUAACCAAAGACGUGGUGUGUAGGGAGGGACGCAUGCCACUUGUACACAACAAACUUUUACUUAAGCUUGGCUACGAGAACAACGUGGUGUGGUGAGAUCUUCGCCCAGCGUGUGUGCCUCCAGCAGCCUUCCUACUGCUGCCUCUAACAUCAUCAUCCCCGGCUGGAGUCAUCAAGGCCGGAGGAGGAGAGAGAGAGAGAGGAUAACACGAGGAAGGUGUUAGGGUGUAGUGGAGUUGAGUGAGUACCGGUGGUUGUCCCUGCUGGUGGUCACCGGAUACUCCCUGAUACCCGACCCAGCGGUACCUGCUAGGGCACGCGACACUCCCCAGGGCCUAGCCACCCAGCAGUGCCACCAGGGACCGUCAGCAGUACCAGCCUGUUGUACGCCAAGGGCAAGGGCCAGGCAGGUCAGUUGUACGGCAACGUCGACAAAUACUGGCACCAGAAUCAGUCAGGAGUGCCAGGAAGUAGUAAAGCCAUGGUCAGUCAGCACCGUCACCUGGGCCAACCAACAGUAUUACAAGGGCUAUCCAAUAGUGCCCUCAAAGACAAGCAUUUUUAUGGCCAGGACUAACAGCCAACCAAGAGUGCCAGAAAAGCUGCUAGACUGGCGGUAAGGGCAGAAUAUUAGGUACUGAGACAAUUUACCCCAAAGAGCCAGCCUUGACAACCUCUUAUAGACUAAUGUUAUAAUCCUGUAAUUUAUAUAAUCUAAAACAAAGAGGGCAAUGUUGUGGUGGCUGUAGACGCAUAAAUAGGACCUCGGUGUUGUUGAUAAAGAGUGAGGAAUAGGGAGUAAAGGGCGUAAGACAGCUGUGAAGACCUGCAGGAUAAGAUGGAACAAGCUUAUGAGCUGAGACAGUUCUGUGGAGGGGAGCUGAGACCUGCAGAGAGGUACUACCCUACACAUGAGCGUGACUGGGAGGGCGGCAUAGACAACGAUGGGCUGGAUAUAAGUCAGCUGGAGAGCUACAUCAAUGACGACAACAAUGAUACUAUGUAUUUUGGAGACUUGCAGGGAGGCAUGGCCGACAUCAAGGCAUUGGGCAACGCUACCCCAAGAGACUCCCCCUCCCGUCUCCACCAUCACCAUCACCACUCCAACCUUCACCAUCACCAAGCCCACUCCCAGCACAGCGUGACUCACCCUGACCUCAGUUCUAGUGAUACCUCCUCCGCCAGCAUGAGUGGUUACCUCCCCACCAGUAGUGACACUGGUGGGAUCCGGCACCCACCACAGGCAGUAGGGGGUGGUGUAUCCCUACCUAUUGGCUACUGCAAUCCUUAUCACAGCUAUUACUACUCCUCCUCUUCCUCCGCCUACAAGGGUUAUCGACACCAUCUACCAGACAGCCCUCCAGACUCGGGGUCAGAGCCUCCUUACUCCCCCCCGGACCACCCCAACCUCUCCCCACACCAAAAAGUUGGUGGUAUGGCGGACAUGUACACAAGUCCCCCUGGGGGCGGCAGUGGCGGUAUGAUGGCCUUCCCUUAUCCAGUGAUGCAAGCACCCCAGACCCUCCCCCACCAACCCAACCCCUCCCACAACACUGGUCACGCCCCCCUUCAGGGUAACAAUAGUCUCGGCUACCAACAGCCUCUCAUGCUAGGAGGGUCACCUCUUAGCGGGUCGUCGGUGCCUGGUACAGGACUGGCAUCCACGGGGUCGCCAGUGUAUGGGACACAGGGCGUGGUGAGUCAGGGGCCAGCCUCGGGUGGUGGUGGCGGGGCGGGCAGUGUGGCCGCCGCCAAGAAGAGGAAGAUGAAUGACUCGGGUGGCCUCGCCGGCAUGGUCAACAUAAAGCAGGAGCCAGAUCAAGGUGUAACGAGCCACUUGGGCCCUAAUGUGGCGGUGACGUCAUACACAGAGGAGGAUGAGUAUACUAUGGACUCGACCGGCGGCUCCUUCCUCGACAGUUCCUACCAGUGUAUCCGCUUCCACAAUUUCCAGCAGCACUCUUGGAGCAUCUUGUGUGACUCUGCUCUGAAAGAACUCCCACUGCCGACUUUCCGUGUGGACGCUGACAAAGGCUUCAACUUCUCCAACCCAGACGAGUCUUUUGUGUGCCAGAAGAAGAACCACUUUCAGGUCACUGUCCACGUCCAGGCGUCUGGCGAGCCCGUGUUCGUAAAGAGCCCGGACGGCUUACAAAAGGUUGAUCGCUUCUAUGUCCACUUCUUCGGCGUCAAGACUGAGUCGCCGUCGCAGGUAAUCCGUGUCGAGCAGAGCCAGAGUGACAGGAGCAAGAAGGCCUUCCACCCCGUCCCCGUGGAACUGAAGCCGGACCAGAUGAGUAAGAUCACGGUGGGUCGCCUGCACUUCUCGGAGACCACCAGCAACAAUAUGCGUAAGAAGGGCAAACCCAACCCCGACCAGCGCUACUUCUAUCUGGUGGUGUCCCUAAAGGCCCACUGUGGCGACAACUCGUACCACAUCGCCGCCCAUGCCUCCGAGAAGAUCAUCGUCAGGGCAUCAAAUCCAGGUCAGUUUGAAAGUGAUGUUGAAUACACGUUUCAACGAGGAACAUACCCUGAGUCUAUCUACCAUAUGGGUCGUGUGGGCAUUAACACUGACCGACCAGAUGAGGCGCUGGUGAUCCACGGUAACCUCAAGAUCACAGGCCAGUUGCUUCAGCCUUCUGAUAAACGUGCUAAGAAGGAUGUGGCUGAGAUGGACACUAAAGAGCAGCUGAAGAAUGUGCAAAAUCUGCGGGUAGUGAAGUAUGCUUAUAGGAAAGAGUUCGCUGAACAGGCUGGCAUGAAAGGUGACGAUGUGUACGACACUGGCGUUAUAGCUCAAGAGGUGAAAGAAGUCAUACCAGAUGCAGUUAAAACAACGGGUGAUGUCACACUUUCAAAUGGAGAAAAAAUUGAAAGUUUUCUCUUGGUGAACAAGGAGCGUAUAUUCAUGGAGAAUGUAGGGGCAGUGAAGGAACUUUGUAAAGUCACUGGCAACUUGGAGAAUCGCAUUGGAGAACUUGAGAUAAUGAAUAAGAAAAUAUCACAGCUACGAAGAUUUGAAUCCUUCAAGUCAACCUCAUCGUCAGUAUCUACACGCACCUCAGCAACGUCACGAGUAUCAUCAGUGUGCAACCGAAGUCGUGGGUGUUCCAGGCGUCAUAAACACAUGGGCAGUGGACACGACGAUGGUAUAUGCAACAAUAAGACUCUUCAGGUCACCACUAUUACCCUUGUGUGCAUCAUGGCCUUUUGUCUGAUGGCUAUGGCAACUAUCUACAUUCUGGAUUACAAAGAAAGACGUAAGGACCCGGCCACGACUACGGCAACGACAACGACAGCCACCACCAUAUUCCUGUCUUCCUCUAUGGUGACGUCUACUUUACGGACGGCCACUACAGAUAGGACCACCUCUUCUACCGAUGACGUCUCUCAUACCUCUGUUGUGUUUACCACCAAGCCAACCUUUGGAAGCACUACACCAGAUCCAUUGAUUCCAAGACCACCUGUUAUAGGGAAGCCUGAUUACUGCCAAGAAACUGAUCCCAAUGAAGACCCAGUAUGCCAGGUAUAUUGCUGCCCACUUAAUAACAUCUGGACAGGUGUGAUGGCCCCAUUGCAACUGAGCCCCAGUACUGCAUCCACUACCGUUACUCUCAGCCGUCGCAUCAUACACUAUGGUACUACAACUGUUCCUCCAACCAUGUCACGGUAUGGGGAGGUCAUCACUAAUAAACUGUCAACCAGUGACCCGAACACAGUUAAUGAUUCAACAACACAGGCAGAGACACAGCGGUUAAAGCCUAUGCCCAGUAAGAAGUCUGGCCCUCACGAUCAAAUGGCACGUCUAGCUCGUCACAGAGCUCAAAUGAGUCGACCUUCUAACUCUCGCAGUAUCAAACAAACACUUAGCAAGCGUUCCAUUCACUCCAAACGAUCUACUGAUAGUUCUCCACGUCAAAAAACACAAAUGAGCGGCAGUACAAAUGUUCAGAUCCCAACUAUAGAUAUUGUGGAGUUGAACACAACAAUCAGUCACCUCUACUGUCUCAACUCCUCAGAUACCUACUCUGACUGCUUCUCCAACAGAGCCAAAAACUUUACUUAUGGCCUCCCAAUCUCACGGUUCAUGCCACACACCAACCUUACACUGCACUUCAGAUUCCUGGCGGACAGUUUUGCCAGGCAGCCUUCUUUCUGCACCAACCGCAGUGACAGCAUUCCACCAUUUCCAUUUGAGCAGUGUCCAGUUUCUGGCGAUAACCUUUCACCAUAUGAGGUGGUGGAGACCAAUGGGCCAAGUCCCCGUGACCGCUAUGUUACCCUUACCAAUGUUGGAAUGUGGCUUCAGGUUGCAUACAAGUUUCGCAUACCAAUAAUUGAUGAAGAUGACGAUCCCUGCAACUGCACACCAGAAUAUGUUGGAGAAAAAUUUUAUGAACUGAAUUUCAUAUUUCAACGAGUUUGUACUGAAUAAGGCGAAAAAAGUUGUGUUAAUCAUGUACAGUAUUCAAAAUUAAUUUUAUAUUUCGGUCAUGCAUGUUUACUCCUGAACAGCCAAACCAUUUUCAUAUCCAUGACAAUAACUUUUGGCAAUGCUUCACAAAUUUGGAUGUAAUCAUCUUUUGUAAAAUUAAGUGUGUUUCCACAAUUUCUGAUAAUAUAAAUAAGGUAUAUGUACAGUCCCUCCUUUUAUGGAUUUCUCAGUACAUCCAUGUAAUUCAGACCCGGUAUUUUAUUUAUAGUUUAAAUGGAUAAUCUCUAGUGGGCAAUUAUUUGUAGGAUUUGUACUGUUAGAGACAGACAGUCUUAUCAAGGAUCUGAUUAGGCAUAGAGUAUGAUAAAUAUGUAUAUAUUUUGUAAAUACUUAAUUUUAAAUGGUUCA